CCUACAGGGACAGCAUCUGCGGAGAUGGCGCUACGACUCUUCUUCAUCGUCUCUCUGGCGAUCUUUGCUCUGACGACAGUGUGUACCUAUAACCUAAAUAGAAGCUGCAAACCGGGACGGCCCUUCAUGAAAAAGUGUAACAUCUGCUGGUGCGCCUCUGAUGGAACUCCUGGGGGCUGCACCAACUACAAGUGCCCCGAUGAUGUUGCAGCAGUCACUAGUUCCAGUGCGUUGUCCGAUUCGCGCAUCGUCGGUGGGAAAAAGGUGAAGCCCGGCGAAAUCCCGUACCAGGCGCUGAUGGUGUCUGACUACUCAUCGAUUUGCGGUGCAUCGCUCAUCUCCAAGUCCGCCGUCCUCACUGCGGGACACUGCGUCAAAGAUUUCAAUACGUUUCAAGUGACGCUGGGGACCAUCAAACUGUACUCCUUCGACUGGGAGGACAACUUGGAGCGCGUUUACAGCCGCGAGGGUGUAGUCCACCCUUCCUACACGAGCGUGUCUCUCAAACAUGACGUGGCUGUUGUCCUCCUGAAACCCGAAGUAGCCCUAAGCUCGUACAUCCAAUUAGUGGACCUGCCUUCAUAUUCGAUUGCUAAUGAGACAUUUGUAGAUUAUAAAGCCACUGCUUCUGGUUGGGGCAGAACAGCAGACAUGCAUGAAACUUCGGAAUAUCUGCAGAAGGUAACGUUGGACAUCAUCUCCAAUAAGAAAUGUUGGAAGUACUACGGUAGGAUGUCGGUGACUUCAUCCAUUCUGUGCGCCCAAGGAGACAAAAACAGGAGCACAUGUAAUGGAGACAGCGGCGGUCCUCUCACGGUCAACCACAAUGGAGGACGCAUGCUCGUCGGCGUGGUCAGCUUCGGAUCCGUUAGGGGUUGCGAGCAAGGAAUUCCAGUUGCCUUCUCCCGAGUCACCAGUUAUCUGACGUGGAUCGAAUCAGCAGCCGGUGUGAAGAUCAAUUCGACACGGUAGUAAUGAAUCGCGAACAGUGACUUUUGUAUCUGCUCCAGUAUCUGCAG
Molecule: messenger RNA, 1019 nt
Organism: Schistocerca americana (American grasshopper)
Lineage: Eukaryota; Metazoa; Arthropoda; Insecta; Orthoptera; Acrididae
Product: brachyurin-like
Exons: 7
Coding region: 25-972 (315 amino acids)
Biological process (GO): proteolysis
Molecular function (GO): peptidase inhibitor activity; serine-type endopeptidase activity
Source: RefSeq, a predicted model, not a curated record